Messenger RNA from Periophthalmus magnuspinnatus, 3480 nucleotides. It is a transcript of the gene rspry1, whose product is annotated as ring finger and SPRY domain containing 1. Lineage: Eukaryota; Metazoa; Chordata; Actinopteri; Gobiiformes; Gobiidae. Gene Ontology annotation, molecular function: ubiquitin-protein transferase activity; protein binding. The record is from RefSeq and is a predicted model, not a curated record. The transcript is spliced from 15 exons. Gene Ontology annotation, cellular component: cytoplasm. Bases 603 to 2366 code for a protein of 587 amino acids.
GCGAGAUCGCCUCCACAACCCAGAUCCACACCCACAGCUGAUUAUGGCUAACAGUUAGCACACCGCCGACGCUACGGAACUUAGCACUGUGGUUGUAACGAUAGCUUACAAUGGUGUAGGUUACUACAGUAAUGUUGGCACCUUAUCACUUAACUUACGUUCCUGUUUUACACGCGUGCAGAGAGGACUGUCUAUUCACUUCGCCGGUAUUUGUGGACCCUUCGCUGUUAGUUUCGUGCUAAUAGUGUUAGCCAAGUGGUGCUUGACAGUAGUCUGCUAACUGCUAACUGCAAGCAAGUCUUGGGAUUUGUUUUGCUAGAGGGCUAGUACUAUUGUGCUAGGGUGCUACCCUAUUCGGACUAGUUUAUGCUGAAUUACCAAAGAUUUCAAGAACAUUUGUCGCUUGUAAUUUGGGCUGGAUACAAGAUAUCAACCAUGUUUGAAACACUGUCUUAAUGAAACCACCAACACUUAAAGAUCCAUAUAAUAAGACUGCUGGCUUUUAUCUUUUUAUCUCUACAUGACAACAACAUGAUUACUUUUGCUGACCCCACCCAGUUAAUUGGGACAAGUAUCCCACCAAAUCCAUCUUUCCAAAUGAUAUGAUAGUAGCUGCCUGGAUUACUUUUUGUGCCUGCAGAAGCCUUGCACAGGUUCUGCUUCGCCUUUCUUCCUCAAAUUCCUUCACUACUCUUUGGGGGACCCUUGCCACUACAUCCAUGGGAAACAGCUGUGUGUGCCGGGAAGACAGUGAUUUCGAGGACCAUCACCAUGGAUCAACCCGGGCAUCUCGGGGACAAUCUAGGCGGGUUGAUCAUGGAACCACAGUUGGUGCUGAGGUCGGAGAGGCACGCAGCAGCCGACCCAGGGAUCCAGUUAGGCCUCCACGCAGAGGGAGAGGGCCGCAUGAGCCUAGACGCAAGAAACAAAAUGUGGACGGCCUAGUGCUGGAUACAUUGGCUGUCAUCAGGACACUUGUAGACAAUGACCAAGAACCUCCUUACUCUAUGAUAACUUUGCAUGAAAUGGCAGAAACUGAUGACGGCUGGUUGGAGGUAGUCCAGUCACUUAUUCGAGUUAUCCCUCUGGAUGAUCCCCUGGGUCCUGCAGUUAUUACACUUCUUUUGGAUGAGUGUCCCUUACCAACGAAAGAUGCUUUACAAAAACUGUCUGACAUGUUGAGUCUGAGUGCAGCUGUAGCAAAACAAGAUGCUUUAUGCCCUGCAAAACACAGAAACACUACAGCUGUUCUGGGGUGUUUGGCUGAAAAAUUGGCAGGACCAGCAAGUAUUGGUCUACUGAGCCCAGGAACCCUUGAAUAUCUUUUAGAAAGCUUGAGUUCAGAGGCUCAUCCAACUGUUAUGUUGUUUGCUCUCAUUGCCUUGGAAAAGUUCUCUCAAACAAGUGAGAAUAAACUGACAGUGUCGGAGUCUUGUAUCAGUAAUCAGCUUGCUGUUCUUGAGUCUUGGGCUGAACACCCAGAUUACCUAAAGAGACAGGUUGGAUUCUGCGCCCAGUGGAGUCUUGACAACUUGUUUCUAAAAGAAGGACGGCAGUUCACAUAUGAAAAAGUUAAUCUCACAAACAUCAAUGCCAUGCUCAACAGUAAUGAUGUCAGCGAGUACCUUAAGAUCUCCCCCACUGGACUUGAAGCACGAUGUGAUGCCUCUUCUUUUGAGAGUGUCCGCUGUACGUUCUGUGUAGAUUCAGGCAUCUGGUACUACGAAGUAACAGUCAUUACAUCAGGUGUCAUGCAAAUAGGAUGGGCUACUAAGGACAGCAAGUUCCUCAACCAUGAGGGCUAUGGAAUUGGAGAUGAUGAAUAUUCAUGUGCAUAUGAUGGCUGCAGGCAGCUCAUCUGGUAUAACGCUCGCAGUAAACCUCAUUCUCAUCCUUGCUGGAAAGAAGGAGAUGCUAUUGGCUUCCUGUUAGACCUUAGCAAAAAGCAAAUGAUUUUCUACUUGAAUGGACAUCAACUUCCACCUGAAAAACAGGUGUUUUCAUCUGCAACAUCUGGGUUCUUUGCAGCAGCGAGCUUUAUGUCAUACCAACAGUGUGAAUUUAACUUUGGGGCCAAACCUUUCCGCCAUCCUCCUUCAGUCAAGUUCAGCACCUUUAAUGAUUUUGCCUCUUUGCUACCCAGUGAAAAGAUUAUUUUGCCCAGACACAGGCGACUAGCAUUAUUAAAGCAGGUUAGCAUUCGAGAUAAUUGCUGCACGCUGUGUUGUGAUGUGAUGGCUGACACAGAACUGCGACCAUGUGGACAUGGAGGUAUGUGCAUGGAGUGUGCCUUACAGUUAGAGACGUGCCCCUUAUGCCGCCAGGACAUCCAGACCCGUGUCAGACUGAUUGCACAUGUGUCCUGACACUCCUCUCAUCUUGCCUUCAUCAAGGAGAAACACAAAACUUGCAAGCUCCUCUGAUCACCACAUGCCCAAUUGGGCUGGGUUGGAUGCCACAAUGUUGUGAUGCUGGGGUUCUAAGAGAUGUCUGCACAGGGGUCAAAAGAGGAAUAGCAUGAGAUGAGAGGAGGGCAACCUAACCACUCAUUCAUCUCCUGUUUUUGUCCUUCUGACACUCUACUGCAGGUACUUGGCUUUCCUUUGUCAGGAUUCUGAAAAGUGAAGAAGUGAAAGCUGAACAUCUCUUUCAUCAUUUACAAAGAAUUAACAGUCCUUUAUCACAUCUUGGAUAAUAUUUCUUUGUGCUUUCAAUCAAGGCUGCUUCUUUUUAUGUCACACAAGAACGGGCUGGUAAAAAGCCUUUCAUGCAGUAUUAAACACAAGGUACAGAAAUUGUCCCACAUAACGUUUUGUGGUGUCCAUAUUGAGAUUUAUGGUGUUCUGAGGUAGCGGUUCCAUAUGUUGUACCACCUCCUAGUCAUCAGUGACUGUAAUUGUAAGCACUAAUAUCACCCUUUUACCAGACCAAAUUAGCUGUAACUUUUAUAUGUGAGUUUGAUGGCCACUAAAAGUGGCAGAAUGUUAAACAUGGGCGAUGUAUUUCUUGAUAAUAAUUUUACUCUUCUGUUUACAUAGGCAAAGAAGUAGUUAAAAUUACUUCACAAUCUAAUGCAUAUUAGAAAAUUAGAAACUUGAAUUCACAAUCUCCUAUUUAAAGAAACUUCUCACAUAUUGAUAUUGUGCUUAUUUUUUAAUGGAUGCUUUGUCUUUAACAAAGGAAGAUGCAUACCUGUUUGACUUUAAAACCACACAAUUUGGCUGUUUUAUCGCCGCUUCAAUCCAAGCAAAAGUUACAUUCUGUUUUGACCAUAGGUCAGACAAGCCUGGAAAAAAAAUGUCUUAAGUUUUGUUUGUGACGAACACUCUGCAUUUUUGUUUGAGUGGCUACUUUGAAUCCUUAUGAUGUGAUUUAACUUUAUUUUAUAAGAAAUUAUGGUAACUGCUUUCCUAAAAUAUGUUGUUGAUUUAACAGUGAUGUUUGAGGUUUUGUUUAAAUUAAAUGUGAAAUGUUAAAGUG